Messenger RNA from Oikopleura dioica, 645 nucleotides. Lineage: Eukaryota; Metazoa; Chordata; Appendicularia; Copelata; Oikopleuridae. The record is from the annotation of a GenBank genome assembly.
AUGUCGGGCGUGGACAUGAAACUAGACGACUGGAAUCAACGAUGGGUCGACAAGCGAACCGGUUGGCAUAAAAGCGAAGUUAAUCCAACACUGGAGAAGUAUUUUCCAACUGAUGCAAAGCCCGACACUUUCUUCCCGCUUUGUGGAAAGACUUUGGACAUGAUUUGGGUAGCUGAAAAAGGAUGCAAAGUCCGCGGGGCUGAAUUUUCGCAGCUCGCGAUCGACCAAUUUUUCGAAGAAAACAGCAUUGAAAACAAGGAAGAAAACGGCUUCCGCCAGUCAACUUCGAAAAGCCUCGAUAUUGGAUUGAAACAGGGCGAUUUCUUCGAGUUCCCGGAGGGUGAAAAGUUUGCAUUAAUUUUCGACCGUGGGAGCAUGGUCGCUGUCAACCCUUCAGACCGCGAAAAAUAUGCUGAGAAAAUCAAGAAGUUGCUUCGCAGCGAUGGGAAAGUGCUGCUCUCGGCGAUUUCCAGAGACGAGGAGCACUUGAAAAACGGGCCGCCAUUUCAUCUGACCCUGGAAGAUGUCAAAAACGCGUAUGAGAAGAUAGGAAUGAAAGUGAACCUUCUCGGCACUUAUGAAGACCGCUCCAGUCUUGAGCGACUUGGGCUCAUUACCAUCAAUGAAAUUGAGAUUACUUUUUAG